Colletotrichum graminicola M1.001 is the source of this 2772-nucleotide messenger RNA. RefSeq names its product plasma-membrane proton-efflux P-type ATPase. Gene Ontology annotation, biological process: proton export across plasma membrane; regulation of intracellular pH. Gene Ontology annotation, cellular component: plasma membrane. The coding region runs from base 1 to 2772 and encodes 923 amino acids. Gene Ontology annotation, molecular function: ATP hydrolysis activity; P-type proton-exporting transporter activity; ATP binding. Lineage: Eukaryota; Fungi; Ascomycota; Sordariomycetes; Glomerellales; Glomerellaceae. The transcript has 4 exons. The record is from RefSeq and is a predicted model, not a curated record.
AUGGCUGACUCCAACGCCACUGCGGCCCCUGCUCUCAGCACGCCUAUUGAGAGCCACAAGUUCGAUGAGAAGGAACGCCCCGUCGACGCUCCUCCCGCCAACCCCAAGGUUGAGGCCGACGAGGAGGAGGAUGAGGACAUUGACGCCCUGAUCGAGGACCUCGAGUCCCAGGAUGGUCAUGUCGACGAGGAGGAAGAGGAGGAUGGAACUCCCGGCAUGGGUCGCGUCGUGCCCGAAGAGCAGCUCCAGACCGACACCCGUCUUGGUCUCACUGAGCAGGAGGUUCUCAACCGCCGCCGCAAGUGGGGCCGCAACGAGAUGGCUGAGCAGAAGGAGAACUUGAUCCUCAAGUUCUUCAUGUUCUUCGUUGGUCCCAUUCAAUUCGUCAUGGAGGCCGCCGCCGUCCUGGCUGCUGGUCUUGAGGAUUGGGUCGAUUUCGGUGUCAUUUGCGGUCUUUUGCUGCUCAACGCCGCCGUUGGUUUUGUUCAGGAAUUCCAGGCUGGAUCUAUUGUCGCCGAACUCAAGAAGACCCUUGCGCUCAAGGCUGUCGUCCUCCGUGACGGUACCCUGAAGGAGGUCGAGGCCCCCGAAGUCGUCCCUGGUGAUAUUCUUCAGGUUGAGGAGGGCACCAUCAUCCCCGCUGAUGGUCGCAUCGUCACCGAGGAUGCCUUCCUUCAGGUCGACCAGUCCGCCAUCACUGGUGAGUCUCUGGCCGUCGACAAGCACCGCAACGAUAACUGCUACGCCUCUUCCGCCGUCAAGCGUGGUGAGGCUUUCAUCAUCGUCACCGCCACUGGUGACAACACCUUCGUCGGUCGCGCCGCCGCUCUCGUCAACGCUGCCUCCGCCGGCUCUGGUCACUUCACUGAGGUCCUGAACGGCAUCGGUACCAUUCUCUUGGUCCUUGUCAUCUUCACCCUGCUCAUCGUCUGGGUUUCCUCCUUCUACCGCUCCAACGGCAUUGUCGACAUCCUCCGCUUCACCCUCGCCAUUACCAUCAUUGGUGUCCCCGUCGGUCUUCCUGCCGUCGUCACCACCACCAUGGCCGUCGGUGCUGCCUACCUUGCCAAGAAGAAGGCCAUUGUCCAGAAGCUCUCCGCCAUCGAGUCCCUUGCUGGUGUCGAGAUUCUCUGCUCCGACAAGACGGGUACCCUCACCAAGAACAAGCUCUCCCUGGCCGAGCCUUACACUGUCGCCGGUGUCGACCCCGAAGAUCUCAUGCUCACUGCCUGCUUGGCUGCUUCCCGCAAGAAGAAGGGUAUGGACGCCAUCGACAAGGCUUUCCUCAAGUCUCUCCGCUACUACCCCCGCGCCAAGUCGGUUCUGUCCAAGUACCAGGUUCUCGAGUUCUUCCCCUUCGACCCUGUCUCCAAGAAGGUUACUGCUCUCGUCCAGUCCCCCGCUGGUGAGCGCAUUACCUGCGUCAAGGGUGCUCCCCUCUUCGUCCUCAAGACUGUCGAGCAGGACCACGAGAUCCCUGAGGAGAUUGACCAGGCCUACAAAAACAAGGUUGCCGAGUUUGCUACCCGCGGUUUCCGCUCUCUCGGUGUUGCCCGCAAGCGUGGCGACAACGGUGCUUGGGAGAUUCUCGGAAUCAUGCCCUGCUCUGACCCCCCCCGCCACGACACCGCCCGCACCGUCAACGAGGCCAAGUCUCUCGGUCUGUCCAUCAAGAUGUUGACUGGUGACGCUGUUGGUAUCGCCCGUGAGACUUCCCGCCAGCUCGGUCUCGGCACCAACAUCUACAACGCUGAGCGCCUCGGUCUCGGUGGUGGUGGUGACAUGCCCGGCUCCGAGGUUUACGACUUCGUUGAGGCUGCCGAUGGUUUCGCCGAGGUCUUCCCCCAGCACAAGUACAACGUCGUGGAGAUUCUCCAGCAGCGUGGCUACCUCGUUGCCAUGACUGGUGACGGUGUCAACGAUGCCCCCUCCCUGAAGAAGGCUGACACCGGUAUCGCCGUCGAGGGCGCCUCCGACGCUGCUCGCUCCGCCGCCGACAUUGUCUUCCUUGCCCCCGGUCUUGGUGCCAUCAUUGACGCCCUGAAGACCUCUCGCCAGAUUUUCCACCGCAUGUACGCCUACGUCGUCUACCGUAUCGCCCUGUCCAUCCACUUGGAGAUCUUCCUCGGCCUGUGGAUUGCCAUCCUCAACCGUUCCCUGAACAUUGAGCUUGUCGUCUUCAUUGCCAUUUUCGCCGAUAUCGCCACCCUGGCCAUCGCUUACGACAACGCCCCCUUCUCCAAGAGCCCCGUCAAGUGGAACCUGCCCAAGCUCUGGGGUAUGUCUGUUCUCCUCGGUAUCGUCCUCGCCGUCGGUACCUGGAUCACGGUCACCACCAUGUACGCCCACGGCCCCAACGGUGGUAUCGUCCAGAACUUCGGUAACCUCGAUGAGGUUGUCUUCCUCCAGAUCUCCCUCACCGAGAACUGGCUCAUCUUCAUCACCCGUGCCAACGGUCCCUUCUGGUCCUCCAUCCCCUCGUGGCAGCUUGCUGGCGCCAUCUUUGUCGUCGACAUCCUCGCCACCUGCUUCACCAUCUGGGGUUGGUUCGAGCACAGCAACACCUCCAUUGUUGCCGUUGUCCGUAUCUGGAUCUUCUCCUUCGGUGUUUUCUGCGUCUGCGCCGGUGUCUACUACCUCCUCCAGGACAGCACUGGCUUCGACAACCUCAUGCAUGGCAAAUCGCCCAAGGGUAGCCAAAAGCAGCGCUCUCUCGAGGACUUUGUCGUUUCCCUGCAGCGUGUCUCCACCCAGCACGAGAAGUCGCAGUAA